CAUUUUCCAUCUGUGUGUCGCGAACUGAUCUCUACAACAGAGGCAUGCAACAGUGGCAACGGCAGAAGAAGACCUCACCCAAAUGUCGACUUAAGGUCACAUUCUUUGCCGAGGCAGGCAUUGAUACUGGUGCCCUUACCAAAGAAUUCCUCACAGAAAUGUUGGUAGAAAUAGAAAAAAGACUCUUUGUUGAAGGUCCAGAUAAGAAAGGGAAGAAUCCUGUUUACUGUCUUAACAGUUUGGACUGUAACUACUUCAGGACUGCAGGAGAAGUCAUAGCAGCUAGUCUGGCACAAGGCGGACCUUGCCCUAACUUCAUGCGUGAGUGGUGCUUCAGAUAUCUCUGCUCUGGUGACUCUGACAGCAUUCAAGUGUCUGCCAGUGAUGUCACAGAUUUGGAACUGUCACAGCUAAUUGUAAAGCUAAACAGCGCCAGUGAUGACAACAUCAGCGACCUGAUUGGUGACAUUGUGACGUGUGGAUACACUGGAAUCGUGUCUGUGGAUAAAAGAGACAGCAUGAUAAGAGCUGUUAUACUUCACUCCACCAUGAGACUCAUCCCGAUGCUCGACCAGCUCAGAAAAGGCCUGCAGCUCUAUGAACUACCAAAGAUCAUGAAUACCCAUCAAGACCUUUGCAAACCACUGUUUGUUGCAGGGGAAGAUGAUAAGGUACAUUCUUGUCUCAACCACUCUUUGGCCAGACCUGAUUUUGUGGUCAACUUCACAGAAGUCCCUGUACAUCUUGGGGCUUAUAGUACCAUGGGAGGUUGCCGUUGGGGAAGUAUAUGAAUGGAAAAGCCAGAAGUACACAGAGCUAGCAGCCGAGGCAGAACUGUAUGGCUGGCGUACUCAGGUACUCCCUGUUGAGGUUGGAUAUGGAGGGUUUGUAGUCACUUUAACAACCAGGCUCCUCAAGGAUGUGGGGAUUCGUUCCAAAAAAGUGCCGAUUUUUCAUAGGGACUGUAACAACACGUCCUAGUAGCUCAACAUGGGUUUCUGGCUGCUUUUAAUUAAGCAUUUAUGUUUUCUGCAAGAAUUACUAUGUUGAAUGCAGACUGAAAUGUAUUUCCUUCUUCUUAAAGGUGGAUGCAGUCUUCAUUCUGGAGAACAGCCGCCCUGUCUUCAGUGAGAUUGGUUCUGCCAAACACCGCGUGGAAACAAACAUCAUGAACUUUUUCCAGGACUACCUUCAGGAAAUUGAGGAUUCUGAACAAGAUGGCCCAAGCAACAACAAUAUUGCUCCAGAAAGUUUGACUGUUGGACAAAUCAUGCAGUGGAUCACCGGACAGGGACACAAGCCCGUUCUGCCAAGUGAAAAGAAGGACUUUGUCAUAAACGUGAGAUUCCACCAUGACUGUGACACACAUCA
This is a messenger RNA of Sander lucioperca (pikeperch), 1371 nucleotides long. RefSeq lists its product as uncharacterized. Gene Ontology annotation, molecular function: ubiquitin-protein transferase activity. NCBI's taxonomy places the organism in Eukaryota, Metazoa, Chordata, Actinopteri, Perciformes, Percidae. The transcript is spliced from 6 exons. The record is from RefSeq and is a predicted model, not a curated record. Bases 45 to 791 code for a protein of 248 amino acids.